Molecule: messenger RNA, 1623 nt
Organism: Manduca sexta (tobacco hornworm)
Lineage: Eukaryota; Metazoa; Arthropoda; Insecta; Lepidoptera; Sphingidae
Exons: 1
Coding region: 1-1623 (540 amino acids)
Molecular function (GO): nucleic acid binding
Source: RefSeq, a predicted model, not a curated record
AUGAGCCGAGUCCCGAAAGAAGUAAAAACGCAAGUGCGCACGCCCACCAAGAGAGAAGCCCUCAGUACAGUCAUGUCGAUCUACGAUCCACUGGGACUUCUCAGCGUGUACACCAUUCGCGCCAAGAUCAUCCUUCAGAACUUAUGGCGCUUAAAGAUGUCGUGGGACGAACGGGUGCCAGAGGAAGACGGCAAGCUGUUCGCGACGUGGUUGUCGCAACUGUCGGCGAUCGGCCAGUUGCGCAUUCCCCGACAUUAUGGACCGACGAGCCACGAGCGACGCAUCGAGCUCCACGUUAUGUGCGACGCCAGCGAGCAGGCCUACGCAGCGGUGGCGUAUUGGCGGAUGGUCGGCCAAGAGAACGUUACUCUCUCUUUGGUGGCCGCCAAGGCGAAGGUGGCACCGCGACGGACGCAAACGAUACCCCGCCUCGAGCUGCAAGCGGCGGUAAUCGGGGCGCGCCUCGCUGACGCAGUGAAGAAGGAGCAUCGCAUCGUGGCGGAGAGAACUAUAUAUUGGACUGACUCCACAACAGUCAUCCACUGGAUCCGGAACAACGAGCGACGGUACACACCCUUCGUCGCGCAUCGUCUGCGGGAGAUCGCCGAGCUCACCGACAAAAGUGAGUGGCGAUGGCUACCCACGACGCACAACGUCGCCGAUGAAGCCACUCGACUUCGGAGCGACGCCGUGAGUGAAGACAGCCGGUGGUUCCGGGGACCUGAUUUCCUCCUCGAGCCCGAACAAUCAUGGCCCACGAGAGACGGAAGUCAGGACGACGAAGCAGAGGUCCUGCACAUCACAGAGAGCCCGGAAAAGGAACGCUGGCUGCCCGACCCGACCCGCUUCUCCAAGUAUGAAACAUUGGUGCGAGCCACGGCGAGAGUCUUGGCGUUCGCGGACAUCGCGCGACGCAAGACACCACACCUGGAAGUGGGACACCUGAAGCGGGCGGAGCUGUUAUUAAUGCAACAGGCGCAAAGGGAGAGCUUCGGGGAAGAGCUGCAACGAUUGAAGUCUUCCCAGCCGGUACAAAGGACGAGUCGGCUAUUCAAGCUGGACCCGGUGUUAGAAGAUGGCGUGCUGCGAGUCCGGGGACGCAUCGGAGCAGCCACAGUCCCGGAUGACGCCAAACGACCGGUCAUCUUGGACGGCCGACACCCCGUCACGAAGCUCAUCGUGCUGCAAGAACACUGUGCCGCAGGUCACGCAAAUAGGGAGCGCGUGACCAACGACCUGCGGCAAAAAUAUUGGAUAAUACACCUGAGGCCCACCGUGCGCACCGUGGAACGAGACUGCGCACUGUGUAAGGUGCGACGCACGAAGCCGCAGCCACCGGCCACGGGAGAUCUACCCCGUGCCCGCUUGGACCCGUAUCAUCGGCCCUUCUCCAACUGCGGAGUGGACUACUUCGGGCCGAUGAUAGUGAAGAUCGGACGCCGGCGAGAGAAGCGUUGGGGCGCGCUGUUCACCUGUCUAACGACACGCGCCAUACAUCUGGAGCUCGCCGCAUCCCUGUCAACGGAUUCGGCCAUCAUGGCGUUGCGCAGGAUGGCAGCAAAGAAGAGGAUGGCCGAAAAUAAUGUAUUCCGACAACGCCACAAACUUCAGGGGAGCGGAUGA